AUGGCGGCGCUCGGAGGACGGAGGAGGGCAUCAGCAGCCGCCCUCCUAGCCGUGGCGACCCUGCUUGUCUGCCUCGCCGGCCCGGCCAUGGCCGCGGGGAAUAAGACCGGCCAGGUGACCGUGUUCUGGGGCCGGAACAAGGACGAGGGCACGCUCCGGGAGGCCUGCGACACCGGCCUCUACACCAUGGUGAUCAUGUCGUUCCUCGACGUGUACGGCCCCAACGGCAAGUACCACCUGGACCUCUCCGGCCACCCGAUCGCCGCCAUCAUCGGCGACGACAUCAAGCACUGCCAGUUCGUGGGCGUCCCGGUGUCGCUCUCCAUCGGCGGCUUCGGCUCCGGCUACUCGCUCCCCUCCAGGCAGGCGGCGCUGGACCUCUUCGACUACCUCUGGAACGCCUUCUUCGGCGGGUCCAAGCCCGGCGUGCACCGCCCCUUCGGCGACGCGUGGCUGGACGGCGUCGACCUGUUCCUGGAGCACGGCACGGCCGCCGACCGGUACGACGUGCUGGCGCUGGAGCUCGCCAAGCACAACAUCCGCGGUGGGCCCGGGAAGCCGCUGCACCUGACGGCGACGCCGCGCUGCGGGUUCCCGCCGGCGGGCUACCUGAAGCGCGCGCUGGACACGGGCAUCUUCGAGCGCGUCCACGUCAGGAUCUACGACGACGCCGACUGCGAGGCGUACUGGCACCUGAACUGGGACAAGUGGACGGCGGCGUACCCGGCCACCAGGUUCUACGUCGGGAUGACGGCGUCGGAGAUGACGCACGGGUGGGUGCACCCCAAGAACGUCUACUACGACGUCGCGCCGUCCGUGCAGAAGGCGGACAACUACGGCGGCUUCAUGAUCUGGGACCGCUACUACGACAAGCUCUCCAACUACACCAGCAUGGUCAAGUACUAUGCUUGA
This is a messenger RNA of Miscanthus lutarioriparius, 912 nucleotides long. NCBI's taxonomy places the organism in Eukaryota, Viridiplantae, Streptophyta, Magnoliopsida, Poales, Poaceae. The record is from the annotation of a GenBank genome assembly.